AGCUGGAGUUGGGUGCCUUUCCCCACCGGCUCGGCUGAUUUACAACAACGUCCUGCUGGGGGGCAGGAUAGUCGGACGCGCCGCGUGGCUCCCUGCCAGACCUUCCCUACAGCCUUGCGGGGGAGAGACGGCUCCAGGCCCGAGCAGGACCGUAAACAGCCGUAAACUUCAGGAGUAAAAUACAGGGGGAACUAUAUACGCACCCAUAUAUUCAGUGCACAGGGGAAAGUCCAGUUCAUCCUCUCUCUGCAGCCAUGGACUUCAGCGGGGCAAUCACCCCAGCGUUGCUGCUGCUCUGCCUGUCCUGUCUGGUUUUGUACCUGAAUGGGAAAAGCGGGGGCAGGAAAAGUGGGAAGAUGCCCCCCGGCCCAGCCCCGCUGCCUUUCGUAGGCAACCUCUUCCAGUUAGACCCCAAAGAAAUGCACCGAUCUCUGGAAAAGCUCAGCGAGAGCUAUGGCCCCAUCUACACCAUCCACUUGGGGUCACUGCCUUACGUGGUCUUAUGCGGAUACCAGGCGGUCAAGGAGGCCUUGGUGGACCAGGCGGAUGACUUCAGCGGCCGUGGUGACUUCCCAGUCUUCUAUCGCUUCACCAGGGGCAAUGGCAUCGCCUUCUCCAACGGGGAGAAGUGGAAGGUCCUUCGCCGCUUCGCUCUGCAGACCCUGAAGAACUUUGGAAUGGGAACGAGCAGCAUUGAAGGCCGGAUCCAGGAGGAGGCCCAGUUCCUGGUCCAGGAGUUCAAGAAAACUGGUGGGGCUCCCUUCGACCCCAUCAACCCCGUUUGCCGGGCCGUCUCCAACGUCAUCUGCGCCGUGGUGUUUGGCCAGCGCUACGAAUACCAAGACGCCAACUUCCUCACCCUCCUGGACCACCUCAACGAGAACUUCAAGAUCAUGAGCUCCAUCUGGGGGGAGCUCUACAACAUCUUCCCCAGCCUCAUGGACCUCCUGCCGGGGCCCCAUCACCAAAUCUUCCGCAACUUUGAGAAACUGCGUCAGUUUAUCGCAGAGCACAUUCGGUGCCACCAAAAGGAUCUGGACCCCGACGCCCCGCGGGACUUCAUCGACUGCUUCCUCAUCCGCAUGGAGCAGGAGAAGCAAGACCCUCUGAGCUACUUCCACACGGAGACGCUGGUGAUGACCACCCACAACCUGUUUUUCGGGGGCACCGAAACCACCAGCACCACCCUGCGCUACAGCUUUCUCAUCCUCAUGAAGCACCCUGAAGUGGCAGCUCGAGUCCACCAGGAGAUUGACCAUGUGAUCGGGCCGGGCCGCCCCCCCUGCCUGGCUGACCGCAAGCACAUGCCCUACACAGAGGCCGUCCUCUGCGAGAUCCAGCGCUACAUCAGCAUCCUGCCCAUGGGGCUCCCUCGCGCCGUCACCCGCGACACCCCCUUCAGGGGCUUCCUGCUGCCCAAGGGCACCAACGUGAUUCCUCUCCUGAGCUCAGUGCACUAUGACCCAGCCCAGUUCAAGGACCCCACAGCCUUCAACCCAGACAACUUCCUGGAUGAAAACGGCGCUUUCAAAAGCAGCGACGCCUUCAUGCCUUUCGCCCCAGGGAAGCGCAUUUGCCUGGGGGCCGGCCUGGCCCGGAUGGAGAUCUUCCUCUUCCUCACCACUAUCCUCCAGCACUUCAGCUCCACCCCACAGUCCACCCCUGCGGAGAUCGACCUGACGCCCCAAUGCACCGGCCUGGGCAAUGUUCCCCGCCCCUUCGAAUUCAGGCUCCUCCCUCGCUAGCUGGAGGCGGGACACACACACACAGAUAGCUUCCUUCCCUUGGCACAGGACCAGAGAGAGAUGCUCAGCACUGGACCCACAACUAGGCAUGGGGCUGCACUGCCCCCCCAACAAACAGCUGGGUCACCACGCAUCCCUAUUCUGCACCUUGUACAGGUGAAACUCGGAAAAUUAGAAUAUCGUGGAAAAGUUCAUUUAUUUCAGUAAUUCAACUUAAAAGGUGAAACUGA
Molecule: messenger RNA, 1975 nt
Organism: Podarcis muralis (Common wall lizard)
Lineage: Eukaryota; Metazoa; Chordata; Lepidosauria; Squamata; Lacertidae
Product: cytochrome P450 2F2-like
Biological process (GO): xenobiotic metabolic process; epoxygenase P450 pathway
Cellular component (GO): intracellular membrane-bounded organelle; cytoplasm
Molecular function (GO): arachidonate epoxygenase activity; oxygen binding; heme binding
Source: RefSeq, a predicted model, not a curated record